UUUUUUCUACCUUCUACUACAUAGAGCAUUCCUACUUCAAUUCCUUGGUUAUCCCACUUCGAAUUGCUCCGCACGACAACACAUAAACAAUACAACAUCUACACACAGCAUAUACUUAUGCCUUAUAAAUUUAUGUUGAUUGCCUCUUACAAUACACUUUACACAAAGUCCACCUCGUAUAAACAUUGCUAACCCCUCCAGUUAAAGUCACGUUGGUGUUUUCGCAUAAUUUGCUCCUAUCAUCCGAGACCAGGAGCUCAUCCGCCUGUAACAAGCACUUAGUUCAGACCGCUGAACUACGAAUCAAUUCGCCCGCAUACGGUGAGGUUGGUCGCGUCGGGUACUACCUGAUCACUGACUUCCCUUUGCUCCGACUUUCCCUGGUAGGUCGUCGUGAGCGAAGGGUGCCUGGACAACACAUCAUCACCAAUGUCUCGAAGGCAGACCCCGCACCCCAGAAGACAUCACCCGCACAGCGGUCCCAUCUCGGACAAUCCUAGCUACUCAGAAGACGAGGAGGACUACGGACGAAGUGGAGGGUCGUACGGUCACGGUCGACAGAGGGAACCAUAUUCAGACGAAUAUUCGGACGACGACGAAGAAGAACUCACCGAAGACGAGUACGACGACGAAGUUGAUCCAGAAGACUCGGCAUCAACUGGUCCUGGAGGACAUCAUCCGGCGGUCCGUGCUGCGCGUUCCUCGUCGCGGCCUAACCAAAGGAGUGUUGCACAAAGAGCUCCCUCUUACGAUUAUCGGCAGCCGCCGGUAAACACCAACAGCCUGGAUUCAGACUACGAUUACUACGGCCGUGGCGGCCCCGGCUACCCCCCUCCGCCUGGGAGCCAGUUCUAUGGCGCCGGCCGCGGCUAUCCCCAAAGUCACGUUGGUGGUUAUGGGGGUCCCCCCUAUGGUGGAAACGGGCAGGUAGUGCCGUACGGCCCCCCCGGUAAUUAUCAAAAUCCAUUUGCGCCGGCGAACGGAAAUAAUGGCAAUUAUUUCAACCAAGAGCAUCGAUGGCCACCUGGAAACGAGAUGAUGCCUUUCGGAGGUGGCCCUCCCGCACCAGGUUUCUACGGAGGGGGCCCGUAUCCCCCUGUACCACAUGGCAUGGCGCAGUAUCAAUGGUCCCCUCCUCCACCUCCGCCGACUGAUAUUGGUCCCUCCCGAACACCCGCUCCUCCUGAACCACCGAAGGAAGACCCGGAGAAAGAAGCGAUGAAAAAGAAGCUGGCCGAGAUUGAAGCAGAAGCAAAGAGGAAAGAGGAGGAGGCCAAACAGAAGGAGCUCGAAGCUCAGAUUAGGAAGGAGGCGGAGCUGGCCUUCCAGCGUAAGAUGGAGCAGAUGAAGAGGGAUGAAGAAGUUCGAGCCGAGGAAAGGAGGCUUGCCUUGGAGAGAGCGAAGAAGGAGAUCGAUGACGCAAGAAAAGAAGCUGAGAAGGCGGCCCGAGAAGCCAUUGAGCAGGAGAGGAAAGCCGAAGCGGAACGUGCCCGUAAAGAAGCAGAAGCGAUCGCUCAAGCUGAACGGUCCGCACGAGAUAAGUUGGAAGCCGAGCGAAAAGCUGAAGCCGAAAGACAAAGAAGAGAAGCAGAAGCUGCUGCUCGAGCUGAGGCUGCUGCGCAACUAAAACUGCAAGCCGCUAUCAGGGCGGAAGCUGAGGCGAAGGAAGCAGCUGCUAAAAAGGCUGCGGAAGAAGCAGAGCAGAGGAAAAGAUUCGAGGAAGAAGCUAAAGCUAAAGCCGAGAUGGAAGCCCGAAAGAAGAUUGAGGCCGAGGAGGCAGCCAAGGCGGCAGCUGCCGCCGCUGCUGCCGCCGAAGCAGCAAGGCAGAAGAGGAUAGAAGAAGAGGCCAAGAUCAAAGCUGAGCUCGAAGCACGUAAGAAGAUCGAAGACGAGAAGGCAGCAGCUGAAGCAGCUAAGGCCGCCGAAGAGGAGAGGAAGAAAGAGGAAGAAGCAUUCAAGAAGAAGGCUUUAGAAGAUGCUAAGCAAAAGGCGGAAGAGGCGGCGAAAAAGGACAUGGGCAAGGACAAACUUCCUAUCCGAUUUAAAGAUGCUGUUGGGAGGAAGUUUAGCUUCCCCUUCCACCUAUGUCGGAACUGGCAGGGCAUGGAAGAGCUGAUCAAACAAGCCUUCUUACAUGUUGACGUUAUUGGCCCUCAUGUACAGGCUGGACACUACGAUCUCAUUGGGCCUAACGGCGAGAUCAUUCUACCCCAGGUAUGGGAGAAAGUAGUCGAGCCUGACUGGGCGAUCACCAUGCAAAUGUGGCCAAUGGAUAGGCCAGCCGCCCCUCAAGGGCCAAUGGGACGAGGUAUGCCGAACUUAGCUCAUUUGCAAGGUCGUUACCCUCCGGGUGGUGUCAGGUUACCAGGUGCGGCGCGGCCAGGUGGUGGCCCCCCUCCGCCUCCGGGUCAUCCUGGGAUGGGGAUGGGAAUGGGCGGCAUGCCCGCCCACAUGAGACAUCCGCAAGGGGUCCCUGGCCGCCAGCCUGGUGCUAACCUCCCUCCGGGUGUACAGGUCAUGCAAGUCGAAAAGCCUUCUGGCAAGAAACCAAAGCCACAAAAGGUCAACACCGGCGUACUCGGGUGGAUAGGAGGUAGCGGGAAAUCCGCUAAAGGGAAAAGGACCAAGCGAUAAACCAUAUGUUACCGACUGCAAUCAUGAUGCCCAAGGCAGCAUGCUUCACUUACGCUAACUUCUACCAAACGCCUCUCUACCUACACCCGAUUUAAUUUCCAUCCCAUCUCCAAUUUCGUUUUUGAGGAGUUUUGCGCGAUGGCCUUCCGUUACUUGAUUCUGCAUUAUACCCCGGCUCGAGACCCUGUUGUUUAAAGCGGCAUUUUUCGCGGGCUUUUUUCUUCGAGCACCUACCACGGGUGAAGUAAUAAUUAUCACGGGGAGCAACCUUUUUUCUUUUUUCACAACUACGGUUUCAAAGCGGUAGAUUUGUAUAAUUUCUACUCUUACCGAUUCUUUUGCAUUGGUUUGGAACUAUAGUUUUAACCCGGAUGACGAUGUUUUAUACUCAAAGAAUGACGAACUGUAUGAGGAGGAAA
Hypoxylon trugodes is the source of this 3053-nucleotide messenger RNA. RefSeq lists its product as uncharacterized. Gene Ontology annotation, cellular component: cytoskeleton. The transcript has 4 exons. Bases 430 to 2634 code for a protein of 734 amino acids. The record is from RefSeq and is a predicted model, not a curated record. Lineage: Eukaryota; Fungi; Ascomycota; Sordariomycetes; Xylariales; Hypoxylaceae.